GAGACAAGACGUGAACCAAUAUCAAAAUUUCACAAUCCGCCCAAACGAAUCUGUUUACCACCAGGCUCUCAAAAUUCAAACUCAUUUGCAACCGGUCCUGCCCAUCCCAGCGCUGCAACUGCAACUGCAACUGUACAAGCUCCGAGCAACCCAAUCGCCGACGGACAGUCGCCGCAAGCAAAAUUUACCACUUCAUCAUCAUAUAUAUGGCAAGGAAAAGAGGUAGGAAACCUGUAAAGCAAGUUGCCUCGUCACCCGAACCAGAUUUAAAUGUUGCCGAUGAUAAGGAGCCCCAGAUUGAGAAGCAAGAAGCUCAAUUCACAGACCCAGAUGUUGAGCGGCAAAUAUCUGCCAUUAGGGCUAUUCGUGAUGUGGAGAUUGAACAUCUGCUGACUGAAUUGCGUUUGCUCCGCUCCUAUUUCACCAAGGAACAGCUGCAAACCCCUUUAUUGCAAUUUUUUAAAGACAACUAUCAAAACCUGUCGAUUGUAUCAAAUGGAGAAAAUGGACAGAUGGAAGUCCAAUGGCUUGUUAAAGACGGAAAUGUGUCCAUGAAUGAUGGAAUAGAUUUACAUAAGACUCUUUUUCGCCGGUUGUCCAUGGCUUAUUCUGGCUGCUCAGCUGCAAUCCCGCCUUUAGGUGGCUUUGAGUUUUCUAGUAAAGCAGAGAGAACAAGCAUUCUGGGAGCUGAUAAUCUUCAGAUCAGAGACUUUGUUUCUGAGGAGACAUUUGAUUCUCUGAUGCUUGGGAAGCAAGAUACUCUCCAAACUCCUGGGGUUAGUAGCCAAAGGCUGUCUAUUGGGAUGACACCCAAAACGGUAAGGUUCCCAAAGCCUGGGGAGAUGCUUUUAUCUGUCCAUGGCUCACCUCUCGGUGUUUACAAGGAAGACAACAUGGAAGCCAUACAUGAGUCGGAAGAGGGAUGAAUGGCUUCAAAUUGCUCGAGUAGUGAAUCAUGAUUCAAGACUCUGCAUUACUUGCCAAACCAAGGUUCUUUAAUUUACUUUGUAGCAUUGUGCUAAGAAGCACUACUCUUGGACCUAAAAUUGCUCGUGUGGUACUGACUCUUUUGAGACUUGAUUUAUGUGAAACAUAUUUUAGCAUUUUCCGCUUAUAUAAUUUAUCUGUUCUUUUU
Molecule: messenger RNA, 1135 nt
Organism: Malus domestica (apple)
Lineage: Eukaryota; Viridiplantae; Streptophyta; Magnoliopsida; Rosales; Rosaceae
Source: RefSeq, a predicted model, not a curated record